CGCAUCGGCCGUCGCCACCGAAAGUCACCAACUCGAUCUCUUUCGAGCUCGACUUGGCAACAAACACAUCUAUAUUAACUACUUGCCCCAGCGAGCCUCUCUUGCCUAAAAGGCCGCGCAUAAGAUGCAAGGCUUCAACCGCUACAUCCCGCCAGACUUCGACCCGAAGAAGACGUCCACGCUCAACGCGUACCAGGGCAAGAAGCAUGCGCUGGGCAAGCGCGCCAAGGACAUUGACAAGGGGGUGUUGGUCGUGCGCUUCGAGCUCCCGUUCAACAUCUGGUGCGGGACGUGCAACAACCACAUUGGCGCUGGAGUCCGCUACAACGCGCAGAAGCGCAAAGUGGGCAACUACUACUCGACGCCCAUCUACGCGUUCCGGUGCAAGUGUCACCUCUGCUCGGGGUGGUUUGAGAUCCGGACCGACCCGCAGAACGCGGCGUACGUCGUGUCUGAGGGCGCGCGGAAGCAGGAGAGUGACUGGGAUCCGGUCGAGAAUGGCGGACACGCAGUGUACGACACCGAAGCCCCCUCCGCAGCGCCCAACCCGGACGGAACGCCACUAGCCGACCCCUUCGAGAGCCUAGAGAAGGACACGGACCAGCGGUCAGCGGAGCGCGCGAAGAAGUCGCGCCUCACGGAGCUGUAUGACGACUCGGCGCGGCGCAGUGCGGACCCGUACGCCGUGUCCCGCGCGCUGCGGGACCGGUUUAGGGUGGAGAAGCGCGAUGCGCUCGCGAAGCAGGCCGCAGACGAGGGCGUGAAAGAGAAGUACGGGCUGGGGGAGGACGUGGUCCUUGGCGACGAGUGGGAGGUGCUUGAUGAGUGGACGGCCGCGCGGGCCGAAGCUCCCCCCUCGGUCGACGACGGCCUCAGCCUCGGUGAGCGGAUACGCAAGAACACGCGCACCAAGUACGACGUGUUUGAUGCUGAGCCUGUCGGGCGGGUACGCUUGCCUCGCGCGGGCAUGAAGCGCAAGGCGGAAGACGCGGCCGAGGCAACACCCCCAGCGCGGCCACCGCCGCCACCGGCCGCUGGCCUCGGCGGGCUCGCAGGCUACGGCAGCGGCUCCGACUCUGACUAGACUGUAGAACUGUAGCACCACCACCACUGUAACUAUCACGUAUACAUUAUUGGCAGAUUACAAUGCUGUCUAACUAGCUCUAUUAUACAUCAUCAGAGGUUGGGCUUGGGGUCGGGCGUGGGCGCGGCGCAGGGCGUGUCGUCCGCGCCGAGCGCGAGACGGUCCAUCAGGCCCGCGAUGUCGGGGGUACGGUCGGCCGCCUCAGCCGGGGGCGCAGCAUCUGCCCCUGCGACAGGGGCCGGCGCGCCGAGCGCGACCUUGACGCCGAGGACGGGCGCGGCGGGCGCGUCCCAGAUGACUUCGCCCGGCUUGCCCAUCCAGGGCCACCGCCUGUAGCCCUUGGCG
Messenger RNA from Vanrija pseudolonga, 1429 nucleotides. Its product is annotated as Coiled-coil domain-containing protein. Lineage: Eukaryota; Fungi; Basidiomycota; Tremellomycetes; Trichosporonales; Trichosporonaceae. Bases 125 to 1084 code for a protein of 319 amino acids. Gene Ontology annotation, biological process: mRNA splicing, via spliceosome. The record is from RefSeq and is a predicted model, not a curated record. The transcript is spliced from 5 exons. Gene Ontology annotation, cellular component: U2-type spliceosomal complex; post-mRNA release spliceosomal complex.